AACCUCUUCUUCUCUGGAAGCACAAGAAAAAAACACAGAGACCUCUGCAAACUAAAGAGCUUCCAAAUUUUGCCCGUUUCUCUCCGGCGAUGAAUCUUUCUACUCCUCUUCUUCUUCUCUUCCUGUUCUUCUCGUCGACUCUGUUCUUCACGGUAGAAUCUAAGUGCAGGGGAAGCUGCGGUUUAGCUCUGGCCUCUUACUACCUCGAAAACGGAACAACCCUCUCCGUCAUCAACUUAAACCUCAAUUCUUCACUCGCGCCUUACGAUCAAAUCAAUUUCGGACCGAUCCUCAGGUACAACAGUAACAUCAAAGACAAAGAUCAGAUCGAGAUGGGUACUAGGGUUCUUGUGCCUUUCCCUUGCUCAUGUCAAGAAGGCGAUUUCCUGGCCCACACGUUCACAUACCGUGUCCGAUCGGGGGAUACUUACGAGAAAGUCGCGAAUAGUCAUUACGCGAAUCUCACGACGGUCAGGUCCUUGCAGACGACGAAUACUUUUCCGGCGACUAAUAUCCCGCCCUCUGCGAUGCUUAACGUGUUGGUGAAUUGCUCUUGCGGAGAUGAGAGUGUUUCCAAGGAUUAUGGGUUGUUUGUUACUUACCCUCUUCGUCCUGAGGAUAGUUUAAGUUCGAUCUCGAGCUCUUCCGGUGUACCGGAAGAGAUUCUGCAGAGAUAUAACCCUGGUGUCAAUUUCAGAUCAGGGAAUGGGAUUGUCUUCGUGCCUGGAAGAGAUCCAAGCGGUGCAUUUCCACGUUUCAUAUCAAGUAAACAAGGUGGUAUUGGUGCUGGAGGUAUUGCUGGUAUAUGUGUAGGAGUCUUGGUGGCUCUGUUGUUAAUCUCGUUUGUUGUAUGUUAUGGUUACCGAAAGAGCAAGUCGAAGAAUGGUUUGCUUUCAUCUUCUAUCCCACUGUCUUCUAAGGCUGAUCAGGGUUCUGCAAUUAGCCUCCAAAGUAGCGACUUGGUUGGUACAAGAGCCACUCCUGGCAUUGCUGCCAUAAGCGUGGACAAAUCUGUUGAGUUUACGUUGGAGGAGCUUGCAAAGGCUACUGAUAAUUUCAAUCUGUCUUUUAAGAUUGGGCAAGGAGGUUUUGGUGCUGUUUACUAUGCAGAGCUUAGAGGAGAAAAAGCUGCAAUCAAGAAGAUGGACAUGGAGGCAUCGAAACAGUUCUUGGCGGAACUAAAAGUCUUAACGCGUGUACAUCAUGUUAAUCUGGUUCGUCUGAUUGGCUAUUGUGUUGAGGGAUCUCUUUUCUUGAUCUAUGAAUUUGUUGAGAAUGGCAACCUUGGACAACAUUUACAUGGAUCAGGACGAGAUCCUCUACCGUGGACUAAGAGAGUGCAGAUUGCGCUAGAUUCAGCUAGAGGUUUAGAAUAUAUCCACGAGCACACGGUUCCGGUUUAUGUUCAUAGGGACAUUAAAUCUGCCAAUAUAUUGAUAGACCAGAGCUUCAGAGCAAAGGUCGCUGAUUUCGGUCUAACAAAACUGACAGAAGUUGGAAGCUCAGCUACACGUGGUGCAAUGGGCACAUUUGGUUACAUGGCACCUGAGAUUGUUUAUGGAGAAGUUUCUGCAAAAGUAGAUGUAUAUGCAUUUGGAGUUGUGCUUUACGAAUUGAUUUCUGCGAAAGCCGCCGUUGUCAAAUUGAACCAAUCCAGUGGUGAAUUCAGAGGCCUUGUUGGUGUGUUCGAAGAAGUAUUCAAGGAGACCGGCAAAGAAGAAGCACUACGCAAGAUUAUCGACCCGAGGCUUGGUGAUAACUAUCCGUUUGAUUCGGUAUAUAAGAUGGCGGAAUUAGGGAAAGCUUGUACGCAAGAGAAUGCGCAGCUACGACCAAGCAUGAGAUACAUAGUGGUUGCUUUAUCCACUCUGUUUUCUUCAACCGGAAAUUGGGACGUCGGAAACUUCCAGAACGAAGAUCUUCUCAGUCUUAUGUCCGGCCGGUAAAUUUUGCGGUUUGCUGAUUUAUAGAAAUGAUUGUUUUUUCGUUAACUUAUAAAUUAGUAUUAUUGAUUUUUGUUAGCAACACUCCGUAUAUUCCCCAUACGAACAUUACACGUCACCUGUUGACUUUUGUAUAAUUUUGUAUAACUCAUUGUCAAGUUCGACGUCUACAAUCUCA
Eutrema salsugineum is the source of this 2121-nucleotide messenger RNA. RefSeq names its product chitin elicitor receptor kinase 1. Bases 90 to 1946 code for a protein of 618 amino acids. The record is from RefSeq and is a predicted model, not a curated record. Gene Ontology annotation, molecular function: transmembrane receptor protein kinase activity; ATP binding. Gene Ontology annotation, biological process: protein phosphorylation; innate immune response. NCBI's taxonomy places the organism in Eukaryota, Viridiplantae, Streptophyta, Magnoliopsida, Brassicales, Brassicaceae. The transcript has 12 exons.